Colossoma macropomum (tambaqui) is the source of this 4529-nucleotide messenger RNA. RefSeq names its product thrombospondin type-1 domain-containing protein 4-like. The coding region runs from base 216 to 3074 and encodes 952 amino acids. The transcript has 18 exons. Gene Ontology annotation, molecular function: metalloendopeptidase activity. Gene Ontology annotation, cellular component: extracellular matrix. The record is from RefSeq and is a predicted model, not a curated record. Gene Ontology annotation, biological process: extracellular matrix organization. NCBI's taxonomy places the organism in Eukaryota, Metazoa, Chordata, Actinopteri, Characiformes, Serrasalmidae.
UCUCUCUCUCUCUCUCAGUUCUCUGUGAGGGUCUGUGGCUCUGCUGUUCUGAUGAACGCUCUCAGUAAAGUAUGGAGGAGCUGAGCAGCUGCUGGACUUCCUGGCUCUCCCUCGCUUUAAGCCGCUCGGGACUAAAUGAACAUCCUCUCCAUUAGCACCGGAGGAGCGCGCGCGGGGACCAAAGGCACGGUAGAGCCGCCCACUUUCUCUCCAGCAUGAGCAGAGUCUCGAGUGUGAGUGUCGCCAUGGUUAUGGCCCUGCUUUGGUCGAGCCUCACUGACUGUCAGCUCCCAGCGGACCAGAAGAAGGUUGCUCCUAGGUCAGAGUCCCAGUUGGCGGUUAAUGAUGGUGCCCCUCCAGGGUCGUGGGGCUCCUGGAGCCAAUGGGGUGAAUGUUCCCGCUCCUGUGGUGGGGGGGUCCAGGAGCAAACAAGGCCAUGCAUCCCCACCUUUAAUCCUCCAGCCACAGCAUAUGCUCCCAGACAGGCUCCUCACACGAGGCAACAGCAACCCGGGCAUGUGGUGUCAGCCUUGAGACCCUCAAUGCCGCUGCAUCAUGGGAAUACUCACCACACCAUCCGCGAGCCAUACAGGAAGCAGCAGAGUGACCCACGACCUGGGAGACGGCGAAGCCACAGUGGCCGAAUCACUCCAGGGAUGUAUGGCUAUGGGAAGAUGCCGUAUGUCAUAUCCUCACAGAGAGACAUGGGCUCCCAUCAGCACAGCCCCCAUCAGUCUCACCCCCCGACUGAUUACCGACCCCACAGCUAUAGGCAGCACCAGCAGAGCCUCAGAAGUACUCACCAAAAUACUCACCACAACAAUCAGCAGGCAGCCUGGGUUCCUCUGCACCAGCCCAGCCCAGGCCUUCAGGCUCAGCCAGAGCAGCAGUAUCCUUCUGGUACCCUGGCGUCAGGGGGUGGCCACACGUCCGCUCAAGCCAGACCCUACAACCCCCUACCAGCCUCGUCCUGCUCCGGAGAGCCCAGCCAGUACAAGAUGUGCAACAUGAAUCCUUGUCCCCCAGCCAGCAGGCAUAUCAGAGACGUCCAGUGUUCCUCCUAUAACAGCCAGCCCUUUAUGGGCCGACUCUACGAAUGGGAACCUUUCAACGAAGUUCCUGGAGACCAGCUGUGUGAGCUCAACUGUCGGGCGAUCGGAUACCGUUUUUACGUCCGUCAGUCGGACCGGGUCAUCGACGGGACUCCAUGUGGACAGAACGAUACGUCCAUCUGUGUAGCCGGGAAGUGUCAGAGUCCUGGCUGUGAUGAGUACCUGGGCUCAGGGAAGGUGAUGGAUAAGUGUGGCGUGUGCGGAGGGGAUAACACAGCCUGUAAGCUGGUCUCCGGCCUGUUCCAGCACAGCCUUUCUAAAGUGGGCUACCACAAGAUUGUGGAGAUUCCAGAGGGAGCCACCAAGAUCAACGUCACAGAGAUGGUGAAGAGCCAAAACUACCUCGCUCUGCGGAGCCGUUCUGGACGCUCCAUCAUAAAUGGAAACUGGGCCAUUGACCGGCCUGGAAAGUAUGAGGGAGGCGGGACCAUGUUCACAUACCGGCGGCCCAAUGAGAUCAGCAGCACUGCGGGGGAGUCCUUUCAGGCGGAGGGUCCAACCAAUGAAAUACUGGACGUUUAUAUGAUCUACCAGCAGCCCAACCCAGGAGUGCAUUACGAGUACAUCCUUCCAUCAGAGAACUCGGUCAGCACGGCCGGUAACACAGAAGACGGUAACACAGUGACCAGUGGGGCGGGAUAUGACCAGCACAGACGGCCAUCCCAGGAAGGAUAUGAACAGACAGGUGGGCACAGUUACCACCCCCAUGCACCUGACAACCAGGUACCCGCAGCCCAGCCGCCCCGGCGAAGCAGAGAAUAUAAUUGGAAACUCACGGGCACGACUGACUGCAGCGCCUCCUGUGGCAAAGGUAACAGGUAUACAGUGUUUGGCUGUGUCCAUCGCCUCACUCAUGACCGGGUGUCGGACAGUCUGUGUGACAGCAGUACCAAACCCAGCCCACAGGAGGAGCCCUGCAACGUCCAGCCGUGUCCUGCAUUUUGGGACAUUGGCGAGUGGUCAGAGUGCAGUAAGACGUGUGGCCUCGGCAUGCAGCACCGGCAGGUCCUCUGCCGCCAGGCCUACGCCAACCGCACCCUCAACGUCCACUCCAGCCGCUGCCGCCACCUGGAGCGUCCCGAGAGCAGCGGCACCUGCCAAAUGAAGAUUUGCAGCGAGUGGCAGAUCCGCUCCGAAUGGAGUCCCUGCUCGGUGCCCUGCGGGGUGGGUCAGAGGUCGCGGGAGGUGCGCUGUGUCAGUAACGUGGGUGAUUUUGUGGAGGAUGAGGAGUGUAAUAUGAAGCUUCGUCCCAGUGAUGUGGAGAACUGUGACAUGGGGCCGUGUGCGAAGAGCUGGUUCCACACAGACUGGGCCAACAAAUGCUCUGCUGAGUGUGGGAUGGGCGUGCAGAGCCGCAGUGUGGUCUGCCUUACUAACCACAUCAGCAGUCUGCCUCUGGAGGGCUGUGGGCCAGAUCGCCCCCCAGAGGCACAGGCCUGCAACAACGGGCCCUGCGAGAGCCGCACUGAGUGGUUCAGCGGGCCGUGGGGGCAGUGCUCUGCUGAGUGUGGCACAGGCAGCCAGCAGAGGGCAGUAGUGUGUCUGAUGAAGUCAGAAGAGGGCUACACAGUGAUGCCACCAUAUGAAUGCUCUUCUCUGGACAAGCCACUCGGUCAGCAGAGCUGCCAUAUGAAAGCCUGUGGAGCAAAGUGGUACUACACGGCCUGGAGUGCGUGCUCGAAGACAUGUGAGGGGGGAUUUCGUGUGCGAGAGGUCCGCUGUCUCUCUGAUGAAAUGACGCCGAGUGAGGGGUGUGAAGAAGGACUCAAACCGGAGGAGAAAGAGGAGUGCAACACCGAACCCUGUGUUCCACACAUAGAUGAAAACUGUCAUGACAAGUACUUCAACUGCAACGUGGUGGUCCAGGCUCGACUCUGCGUGUAUAAUUACUAUAAGAUGGCGUGUUGUGCCUCCUGUACACGCGUGGCCCAGCGACAGUCGGCAUCCAAAAGCUACAGAUAGGACUAACCACUGGGAACCUCACCCACCUCGAGCCUGCCACAAGAGGGUGCCAUAACCAGACACAGCACACUCCAAGAGAACCAGCUGUGGGUGCUGUCAACAAACAGUGUGAUCAGGUGGAGAAAAACUGUGCUUGGGAAACAAAGGGGAAUCCCACAGAACUAAAAAGUCAGACGAUGCUCUGAGGAGACUGUCCAGAGAACCAAUUUGUGGAUGACGACUCUGAUCUGAGCCACAGAAGCAGGACGUCUUGGAUUCUCCUGGAUUUUACUAACUGUAUUUGGUCAUGGGACGCUUGUGUAAGAGCGAUGACCACAGUGGCCCACACGCGUCCAUCACACGGUGCUUGGUUAUUAACUCAAGUUGAAGAUUCUAACAGGAUUUCAUAUAAUGUGUGUGUAUAGUGAUCUACAAACACAAACACAAAAUUCAGCAAAACACAAAACAUCAUGCCUGGUGAUAGAACUAAUGGGCUGCACAUCGAAAGGACAAGAAGAUUGACUCACUCAAGUAUCAGCAAAGCGUGUCCUGCCAAAACUGGCUCUAGCCACCAUCACUUCUUUUAAAAUAAAUGAAUCUUCAGUUGGCAUUUUUUACAUCCACCCAAAGUUAGAUUGUCAUGCUUAUAAAAUGGCCAAUAAAGGAAUUAAAUCCAUAUUUGGAUAACAAAUCAGGCUUCUACAGAUACUGAAGUCUUGCUAGCAUUCUAUCAUGCACUGCUAUUUACCUCUAAGCCUCUAAGGAGCUUUUUACUUUAUAGUCCAUCCGAAGUUCAUUUUGGAACUAGAAUCAGGACACUUUUGAUAUUAUUGUCACAGCCAUCAUGGAGAAACGAUAAUUUUAGCAUUCCAGUGUUCAUGUGAGGUGCAAAGCAGAUGAGAAUUAACACUAAGAUAAGAACUGCCCUGAAAGAGAACCAAGCUUUGAUUUGGCACCAUUAUGUGGCAUGGAAUUAUAGGGAAGUCUCAUUGAUGUUAAAAGGCAGCAAUAUGUGUAACGAUGACAGAUUUUUAUGUUAAAAUAAAAAAGUAGCAUAACUGAGUAGAUAGGAGGAAAAAAAAUAUGCUAAAAUUGUAAUGUGCCAUUGAGUUUCACCGUAUAAAAGCUGAAAUAUUUAUUAAAAAAAUCAGAGGUUUGGUGGUUAAAAUAUUGCAUUAAUCGCGUUCACACUGACCGUUAACAUGCGUGAUUGGCGUGAAAGACUAAACUGAUUAACAAAGCACAAAAAUUUGCUUUGGGUCCAUUUUCAACGCAUGCCAAGUGCAGUUUCUAGACAGAAAAGUGAAAAAAGGCAGUGUUUAUGUUAUUAUAUACAGUCUAGGCCAGGAGUCGGCUACCCAAAUGUUAAGAAGAGCCAUUUUGUCCUUUUAACAAAAAUCAAAUCACUUUGGGAAACACAACAUUUUGUGUCCAUUUUACCUUCGUGCCUGAAAAUAUGUCUCAGUAUGUGCUGAU